Haplochromis burtoni (Burton's mouthbrooder) is the source of this 6726-nucleotide messenger RNA. RefSeq names its product ATP-binding cassette, sub-family H, member 1 (gene abch1). The record is from RefSeq and is a predicted model, not a curated record. Gene Ontology annotation, cellular component: ATP-binding cassette (ABC) transporter complex; membrane. Gene Ontology annotation, molecular function: ATP hydrolysis activity; ABC-type transporter activity; ATP binding. Gene Ontology annotation, biological process: transmembrane transport. Lineage: Eukaryota; Metazoa; Chordata; Actinopteri; Cichliformes; Cichlidae.
UGCUUUUCAGGUAGUUUGGGUCGCUGUCUUUUCGCGGGAAGCCUCCAGGAUCGAGGUGGUCCCUCGACAGCAGGCCUUGGUGCGCCGCUGCAGAGAUGGAGUUGGGAUUUAUUUUUUCAUUUUGUGUCACAUUUCAGGCCAGAGCUCCAUUUUUUCCCGUAAAGCAGGGAGGGUGGAUGAGGGUUAUCUUUCAGAGGGGGGGCAGAGAGCGACCGCUGAGCAUCGCAGCGCUGCUGCAGCGCUCACGUCCUGCGUGAAAGGGAGAAGUGAAAGCGCAGCAGCUGGUCGGCUGCAGAGGGCUCGGCUUAUAAAUAGCCCUUCGUUGACUUCUCUUUCACAAUUUUUAUUCGGCAAAUGUGUCUUCCUGAAUUCGGAGAGAUUUAAAUACGGCCGUCAAGUCUGUUUUCUUCCACUUGGUAGUGACGCAAAUUGGCAACAACUUGGCAGGCAAGCUGAAGGAGGAAAAAAUGAAGGCUGAUCUGGAGGCGCCUCUGCCGGCUGGACAGGAAGACUUUGCGAUCCGGUGUCGAGAUGUGUGCCGAUCGUAUGGCAAACUGAAGGUCCUCAACAACCUGAACCUGGCUGUGCCACAGGGACAAAUUUAUGGCCUUUUGGGGCCCAGUGGAUGUGGGAAGACCACACUUCUCAAAUGCAUUGUGGGAACUUUGAAAAUCUCACGAGGUCACAUCACUGUGCUAGGGAAGCCGCCUGCGUUUCCUGGCCACGAUAUUCCGGGGAAGAAAGUUGGAUACAUGCCACAGGAAUUGGCGUUGUACAAUGAGUUCACCAUUAGCGACACCCUGACCUUCUUUGGCCGAAUUCACGGCCUGACAUCUAAGGAAACCCAGGCACGCAUGAACUUUCUCAUUGACUUCCUGGAUCUACCUCAGAAGACCAGUCUGGUCCGAAAUCUUAGUGGAGGUCAGCGGCGAAGGGUGUCUCUCGGGGCGGCUCUGCUCCAGAAUCCAGAGCUGCUCAUCCUGGAUGAACCAACAGUGGGAGUAGACCCUGUGCUCAGAUCCAAGAUCUGGCAUCACCUGGUAGAGAUUGUGAAGACGGGAAAGGUCUCUGUUAUUAUCACCACACACUACAUAGAAGAGGCCAGGCAAGCCAAUGUGGUCGGUCUCAUGCGACACGGCCGGUUGCUGGCUGAAGGUCCCCCAGAUGCCGUCAUGAAGCAGCACUGUGCAACAACCCUGGAGCAUGCCUUCCUGCAGCUGUGUGAGACGUCAGACCAGGUCGGCUCUAAACGCGAUUCCAGUUCUCCAGAUGGAACGUUAGACAAAAGCCAGUCAUUUGAGAAUGGGAAGGAUGAGAGUCAGCCAAUUCUUGGAGUCGGAUCUCCACCUGCAGAGGAAAGCCUCAAAUGUUCAGUGGACUGGAAGGUGCGAGCCAGACAUGUGCUGCCAAAGUGGAGGAACAUCGCAGCCCUGAUGAUCAAAACAUUGGUGCGGAUGAAGAGAAUGCCGGGCUCUUUGUGUUUCCAGUUCCUGCUGCCCGUCAUCCAGGUCUCCCUCAUCUGUCUGUGUGUCGGAGGAGAUCCAAAGGGCAUCCAGGUUGCUAUAGUGAACAAUGAGACCUCCCCCUCUGCUUUCAGCCAAUCAUUCCUCUCCUUCCUGGACAACUCGAGUGUGCAGCAGGUGAACUUGUCCCACAAAGAAGCUUUUGAGGGAAUCUAUAAUGGAGAGUACUGGAGUGUAAUCGGCUUUGGCAAGAACUUCACCAGCUACCUGACUAAACGGAUGCUCCAGCGGCAGGUCUCUCAGGAGAUAAUCGAUGGAGGAUCAAUACACGUCUGGCUGGACCAGACAAAUCGGCAAAUUGCCCUCAUGGUGCAGAAGAAACUACACCAGGCCUUCCAGGCAUUUGUGGAUUAUAAACUGGGUGGCAUGGCAUAUAUGGUUGCCUUACCAAUAAAGUUUGAGGAGCCAAUCUACGGCAGCCAAAACACAGACUUUACUACAUUUGUGACCCCUGGAGCUGUGCUCAGGUGUGAGCUCUCUGGAGACGAUGCUGGCUCACCUCUUCUCUCAGCUGUUCGUCAUCAGCGUUCAGAUCAUCCUGCUGCUUCUUAUGAUGCUGCUCGUCUUCAAGAACCCUAACGAAGGGUCCUUGGUGCUCGUCAUAAUUCUGAUAGUCCUGCAGGGUGUCACAGGCAUCUCAUUUGGCCUCGUCAUCUCAUCUGCAAUUGACGACGAGCAGAGCGCCAACCAGGCUGCUCUGGGUAUCUUCUAUCCCAACCUCAUCCUUAGUGGUAUCAUCUGGCCCGUGGAAUGUAUCCCGUAUCCUCUCCGCUACCUUAGCCUGGUCCUUCCUCAGACCUACGCCUCAGAAGCCCUUCGCUGUAUCAUGUACAGAGGCUGGGGUCUGUCUCGGAUGAUGGUGUGGCGAGGCUUCGCUGUUACCCUGGGCUGGAACACUUUCUUCCUCAUCCUGGCGACAGUCAUCCUGAAGCUGCGGACGUGACAGCCUCACCCCACAUAGCCUCCCUCAGAAUGGGGGGGUGGAGCUGUCAGGGGAAGUCCUGAAGUCAACGACUCACCAGGGCCUCCUGCAUGUGGAUGGACUGGGGCAACAGCAAGAGGCAAAAGGGAGGAGAGGAGUUCACUGUGGUGUAAUAGUUUGAUGGGUUGAAUGCAUCAGUCGCUCUCCUCCAAAUUAUGUCUCUCUCACACACACUUACAAACAUAGACUCCUGGGGUCCCUUAUCCAGCUGCCUGAACCUGCAGCAGUUGCCUUUGGCCUGUUUAAACGCAAGUGUGAAUUUAGGAUGCUGCACACAGAAAUACACAAGGUAGAAAAUCUACAUGCACAAUAUGUUAUUUAAGUAUCGUGUGUGGUCCUUUAGUUUGUUUCAAUUCUAUCCGUAGCUUCUUUAACUCAACACCAUCUGAACGGCCAUGCACCAGCUCAGGGUCACGUGUUAUUAUUUUUGUUUGGCCUUAGUCUUUAAUGCUACUAAAGAUUUUUCUGUAAUACACUUUAUAUUACAUCAAGUGGAGCAGCCCAUUUUUUGGGGGGUGGGGGGGAAGUGAAUGUAACUGUUUUUUGUCCUUGCAGUAUAUACUGUCUAUCCUGUGUAUAUUUGCAUUAAACAGACAAAUCUGUUCAAGUUUAUAUAAAAAAGAAGAAUCUUAGCACAACAGAAGCUUUUUGUCCACAAGAAAAUGUGAAAAUGUUUUUCAAGCAGAGAACCUGAGUGGAGGAUUGUUGCAUAAUGUCGUGGGACUAGUUUUAAAGUGCUGAUUGCAUCGUGUUGCUCAGAAGGUUCUCACCCACAGAAACACCAUCUUCUCUAUCUGCUCGCUUUUGAUGUUUGCCUUCAGCUUUUUGUCCUGUCUGGUUAUGACUUGACAGGAAGUGGUUUCAUCUCACCGUGUUACCAGGUGCUGAAAAAUCGUCACGUAGAGGUGCAUUAUUCAGCCUGAAGGUUUCCUCUUUUUUUGUGUGCCUGCGUCUCUUUUAGGAGGAGAUUGGUGAUGGGGAAAGUAUUGGUACUGUAUCUGUUUUUUAAUUAUUAUUUCUCUCUACUUUGCUGGACAGAGUGGAGGUUCUUGGACAGAUUUCCUUUCGCUGGUAUAUAGCUGUCCUAAUCCAUACAACUCUAUUUUUUACACAGACUUUUUAUUAAUCUUUCUUUAAGAAUAAUACAGAUUAAAAGCACACAGGAGUAAUGCUGCUUUGAAUUAAACAUGCUAUGGAAAUUAGGGAGAAAAAAAAAGGGAAGAAAAAUCAAAUGAAAAUGCAGAAAUAAGGUGUUUAUAGUCAGAAAGCUUGGUUUUCCUUCCUUUUUUAUGUAGAAGUAAACUGCAAUGAAGAAAUUUUAAUUUGGACUUUGGGGGUGCUUUGACAUCCUACAACAGAUACCACUCUUUGUUUUGGAGGGUAUGUUUCCAAUUAGAGGUUAGAAUAAACAAUGAGAAAAACAAUUUUAAAACAAGACAUGCCUAUAUCUCACAGGUUGUUUAUUUUUCUGUCUUAAAUCUACAUCAUAGGUGCAUCAUAACCAGAAACCAUGCACAAUAACCUGAUGUGCACCUCCCCAGCAAUGUAAUUAUAUGUCACACUGAUGCAAGGGCAGGUGUAAAUGCUGGAAAACCAUGUGGGCAACUUGUGUACGCUACAUCGUAGUGUCUGCAUAGAUUCACUGCAGAAGAAUAACUUAAGUGUAAACCAGUGAGCUGUCUGCCUUUACCCAUAGCAUCAUGUCUUCAGAGGAAUAGUUUUCGACUUUCUGGUGGCCUAAUAAUAGGGGAAGAUGUAAACCGUUGGCUUAGCUUAGCGCUAAUACAGGAAAGGGUAUAACAACCUGCCCAAUUUUAAAAAAACACAAAAAUAUUUAAAGGUUAAUACAUGUUUUGGUUCAUCAAAAAAAUAUAACUAAAUGACUGAACUAAAAUAAAAAUAAGGACCUAUUCAACCACAAGUAUUUUUUUGCUGUUCAACAGCUUUUUAAGAAGUGACAUUGGCAUAAAUCCUUUUAUCUAUUUUCUCAAAAUAUCAAAGUGUUUCUUUAAAUGUAAAAACCUUUGAGAGACCCACAGUGCUGCAAAAGCACCAAACCAGCAUUACAUGUCGUGCCACUCUAAGAUUUUGAAAUGUUUACAUUCAUUAAUGUUUAAUAAAUCAGAUUUUACUUUUUACCCAGUUUUUGUUUCCAUCCUGUUGAUCUAAAAACACAUACUGAUGCAUAAUGUUGGUUGGUUUUUUACCCAUGAUGCAACAGUGCUGGUAAUGGCAGUUAUAUCAUUAAUAUGUCCAUUAACAAGAUAAAUAAUGAAUCUAAAUGACUGUAAGUCCCUCUGCUUGCUUUGUGUUGGUUUACAUUAUGGCUUAAUGAUGAUGUGCAUACACCAUGCUGUGUACUGAGAUUUUCUUGCACUGUAAAUCUGCUCUUGCUGCUCUGCUGUACAUUCAUCAGUGUUCCUGUCGCACAUUUUAUGGGACAUUGUGUUCUUGAUUGGUAGAAAUAGGGGAGCGUUGACUUAUUCAUCUUAUUUAAACAGCUUUCUAUUAUGUUCAGAGGACUUCUAAAUGGACUUUACUGUAUUUUGCCACACUGUGAGGAUAUACUGUAGCUCUGUUCAUAUUCUUACCUCUGUGCCUCAGUUGACUUUCAUCACACGAUAAUGUGUCUCUAUAUAAAAUCAUGUUAAAGUGGUGGUAAAAUUGGUACAGCUCGUGUAAAACUGUUGCUGAUUCUGUGAAAAUGCUUUUGUUUUGUUUUGUUUGUUCUUGGAAAGUUGAUAUAUUGUUGCCAAAAACUCAGUUUGAUCUGUGUAAAAUUUCUGAUUUUUGUUCAAAAGUGCUUUGUAUCGAUUACUGAGUAAUAAUCUUGUGUUCACUACUUACAUUUACUUUCCCACACUCCAGUACCUACAAGACCAGCUAAAUAAUAUGUAAAAGCAAACAUCUGAGCAAAAGCCUGCAUGUCUUUGCAUCUUAUGAUUUACAUGAACUGCAAUGAUCCAGAUUCUGAUUUAAAUGAGCUAUGGGGAUUCUCCUGUAUUGGUUCUAUAAUACUAACGACACCACAAGAACAAGCAUAUCAAAUUAACCAUUUCACGCAUAGUGGUCACUACAGUGGACAGCUAUUCAAAGGCUGUUUUCUUGUAUUUGUGUCAUGUUGGUGGUAUACUUGCACAUAAACCUCUGCAUUGGACACUGAUGUGUCACUCCAUACCCUGCCACCCACUGGUCGUUCAAUGUUACUAUAGAUGUAUGGCGUGUUUCAUUGUAAUUAUUGUUAUUCAACCCUGUCAUGCAUGAAUUAUGACAACCUCAAUCAGCAUUGUUUUCUCAAGUAUUUUUAUUCAUCCUUUCAUGCCUAAAGAUUACUAAAAAUGCUAAAAGAAAAAAUCCUGAUUGAGGUUGUCAUAAUUCAUGCAUGAAAAGGUUAAGUAUUUUAGACAAGAUGGAUUCAGCAUAACAUUCACUGACCUUUAGUUCUGCGCCACCAAGAGAUCUGCAUUUUUCAUUGCUUUGUUAUUAAUUUCAGCAUUUAGCUCAACUACUGCUACGCCUUACUGCAGCCUGCGCAGCUUUGUGGUGUACCCUGCGGAGAGUAACGGCUGCUUGUGUCCUUGAAAUGUCCGAUUUCCCUAUUCUGAAAAUGUGUUUUCUCAGUUAAUCUCGAUAAGCCAGUUUAUCUCUUUCUUUUUUUCAUUUUGAGGGAACGACAAGAAGUGGUUGCGCAAAUUGUACGUGUUGCAAUUGAGUUUUUUGCAGUCAAAUCACUACAUUUGUUGUGUUGUUUGUCUGUGUUGCCAAGCCACCAUCAGCCAGAUCUGACCAAACACCCGUAAUGCCCUCAGAAAGCAGAUUAGCUGAACUAUGAGUGUCGAACACCCAAGCAAAUGUAAUCGCUGAUGAUCUUAUCAAAAAUAUUUUAUGUUGUUAAGAAAUUUUAAACAAUUUUUUUCAGUGAAUACAAGUCUGAAAGUUUUCUUCAGUUCACCUCGAUAGCAUGAUUAGAAGCAGCCAAGUCUUAUUCAGAGUUUAGUCUUUUUGUAGUUGGAGUAUUGCAGUUCAUAUAAAGCUUCAUAACAAGGUUUGUGCUGCCAGGUUGAAUCACAUCCUCUCUGCUCCAAACUCUACCUCUGCUGUCUCUCCCUAAAGGGCAUGUAAAGCAUUUAUACUCCUGUGUUGUGACAUUUAUGCACUGUGAAAGUGGACAAGCGUGUCUGCAUUCAUGUAUUCUCAUACAAUAAACGCAUCUGAAAAAUC